AUGGCUCCAUCAUCUCCUAAAUGGCAAAAUUUAUUAAAGCUGAAACCAGCUGAUUUUGAUGCGGAAAACGAAACAGAUGAAGAUCGACAUGAUAGACUUGCUAAAGAUUAUGAAAGUCUGAAACUAGAUGAAUUUGACAAUGAACAAGAUCUACGUCAUGCAUUUCGACUGGGUCAACAAUUUACUGCAUUUUUUCGAACACAAAAGGAUGGAUUUUGGGAUAAAUUAGUCGAGGUUGCACAACAGAAUGACAACUUAAAAAAUAACGCACUUGACAAUGCGAAAGAUGCUGAUUCAUUUUUAAAAAAUGAAAUCAAUCGUCUUCGAAGUGAAAACGAAGAUUAUCGAAGAUCCUAUGAAAAUACAUUAGGUGAAGCUGGACAAGUUCGAGAAGAACUUAAAAAAUGUGAAAAUAAAGUUCGAGAUCUACAAAACCAGAAUGAUGCAUUAAAUAAAUUAUCAGAAGAUUUACGUAAACGUGUAUCAGAAUUACGUGAUACAAAUCGAAUAAGAGAAGAUGAUGGAGAACGAACAUCACGUGUACGUGCCAUGGAAAAAGAACUCAAUAGUGUUUUGGAUGAAAAUAGUCAAUUAUUUAAUGACCGUCAAAAAGUAAAUUCAAAAGCAGCUGCUCUUCAACGUGAAUUAGAAGAAGCUACACGUCAUAUUAAUGAAUUAUCAAAUGAACAUGCAAAAAUUAAAUCGCUUCUCAAUGAAAAAGAUCAAGAAAAUCUUGAAUUAAAAAAUGAACUUAAUAUAUUUCGAGAACAAAUGCCAACAAAUGCUAGCGAUGAUGAUGAUAUGGUUAUGCGACUUGUUGAAGAACGAGUUAAACAAUGGAAAGAUAUUUUUAAAUCUAAAGAUGAUGAAAUUGAUGAUCUUAAACGAAAAAUAAUUGAUCAACGCGAUCAAUUACAAAUGCAUCAAUUAGAAAAUCAAAAAACCGAUAUUACUACUUUGAAUAAAGCAGUUGCUGAAAAAGAUCAACAAAUUUCAUUAUUGAAAAAAAAACUUGAAGAAGCAACAAAUGAUUUAAUUAAACAAACCGAUGCUCUUGAUCGAAUGCGAAGUGAUCAUAUAACACCUGCUGAUCCAACAUCAACAACAAAUCGUUCGAAUACAUAUGAAACAAAUCGUUUAAGAAAACAACUAAAUGAUUAUGAAAAAGAAUUAAGUGAACGUGAUAUUCGUUUACAUGAUCUUGAUCUACAAUUAAAAGCAUUUUUGGAUAAAAAUUAUGAAUUACGUGAUGCUGUACAAGAAAUACGUCAAUUAAAAGAACAAAUUAAAUUACGAGAUCGACAAAUGGAAGAUUUAGCACAAUUUGCAUCAAGAAAUGAACUUACUGUUAAUGAAGUUACUGAUGAAAAUGAAGAAUUACGAGCUAAAUUAGGUAUGGAUCCACGAACACCAAUGUCCGUCGAACAACUUAAAACAGCAAGAAUGACACGUACAGAAGCGAAUCAAGCUGUUGUACAAGUUUUACAAAAAGAAAUCGAACGUCUCGAAGAAGAACGAUUGAAAUUAAAACAAAACUGUCGUCAAUUAGCUCGUCAAGCUGGUGUUCGAGCAGCUGAAUUAGGUCUUGCUGGUGAUUCUGUAUGGACAGAUGAUACUGGUAUAGCUCGACCUAUAAGUACAACUGCGGAUGAUGCAAUUCGUAUUGCUCGUAAUGAUUAUGAUCAACAAAUAAGAGCAUUUGAUACAAAUAUUGAUCAACUUCGACGUGACCUUAUUGAGAAAACAAAUGAAAAUCGUGCAUUAAUUACUGAAAUUCAUGGUCUUGAACAAGGUUUAAAAGAAAUUGAUCAACAAUUAAAACAAAAACGUUUUCCACGUUCAUCAUCUGGUGAUCCAUCAUCAUCUUACGUUAUUCAAUGUCCAUCAUUAGACAAAAUGCUUCAAGUUCUUGAAAGUCAAUCACAUGCUGGUCGAUAUGAUGGUUCAAUGGUAUUAAAAAGUGAAAAUGAUAAAUUACUUGGUCGUAUUGCUGAAUUACGAGAUGAAUUAUAUAAUGCUCGACACGAAAAAACUAAAUCUGAUGUUAAUCUUAAAUUAGCUGUUGAACGAAAUGAAAAACUUCAACGUGAUCUAAAAUUAUUUGAAGAAGCUGGUGCUGUUCCGCUUACAUAUCAAUCAUUAAAAUUACCUGAUGGUUUAUCACCAUCAAGUCGUGAUAUAAUAUCAUGUCUUAAUGAAUAUCUUGUUGAUGCUUUAGCUGAAGUAACAGCACAACGUGAAAUGAAUAAAAGUCUUGAAGAAGGACUUGAUAAAUAUCGACGAAAAUUAAAUGUUAUUAAACAUCAAACAGGUUUACUUUAUAAAGAUUUUCAUGAGAAACAACAACAAUGGUUAAAUGAACGUGAACAAACAAAUGAUGCAAAACGUGAUUUACAAACUGAAAUUGAAAAAAAUCUUGUUAAACUUCAAGAAUUUGAUCGUCUUCUUAAUACAUUGGAACAAGAUGAUGUUGAAGUUCGUCGACGUAUUGCAGAACUUACAAGAAAAAUAACUGUUUUACGUGUUAAUGAAAAAACAUUAGGAAGAAAAAUUCUAUCAUAUCAAGAUAUUGAAACACAUUUACGAAAGGAUAAUACAAAAUUACGUACGGAAGUUGUUGAUAUGGAAGUUGCUGUACAAACACGUUUGAAUUAUUUACAACGUUUUAAAGAUACAUCUGCUUAUCGUAUAAAACACUUACAAAAACAAGUUGAAGAGAGUGUACAUCAAAAUGAAUUAGAUAAAAUUAAUAGAAAAUAUGAAGAUGUUGUAGAAAAAUAUCGAGAUUUACUUGAACAACAACAUGCAUAUGUUCAACAAACUGAACAAUCAUCUGUAUUAACGGAGGAUAAUCGACGAUUAAUUGAUGAAGUAGAAUUUCUUAAACGACAAUUACAAAUAGAUAAAGAAAAAAUGCAUUUAUUAGAAGAAACAAUGGAAAAUUUAAAAAAUCAAGGAUUAAUUGAUGCUGGUUAUACUAGUACAUCAGUGCGAUCUAAUAGAAGUGGUUUCGUAGAUGAGAAUCCUGGAAGUCUUUCACGUAAAAUAACUGUUCUUGAAAUGAAAGAACUUAAUGAAAGACAACGAGCUGAAUAUGCUCAAAAACUUUAUGAUCAACAACGUACAACACUUCGACAAAUGGAAGAUCGAAAUCUCGAAUUAGAAAAAAAAUUUAGUGAAUUAACACGAAUGAAUCUCGAAAUGCAACGUACUGAACGUGAAUUACGUGAUGAUCUUGCACAUAGUGUACCAAGAACAGUAUCUGAUGCUGACAAACGACGUAUAUCUGAACUUGAAAGUACUGAAAUUCAUGCUAAACAAGAAAUAGGUCGUUUACGUGAAAUAUCUGAAGUUGCAACGUAUCAAGUCGGAGCUAUUAAUGAUAUGAAAGUAUUAGAUGAAAAAGAAUUUCAAUCAUUACGUCUUCAAUUACUUGAUUUACAAUCGAAAACAGAUGAUAAAAGUGAAAUUGGUAAACUUCAUCGUCAUAUUCUUGCACUACAAAUAAGUGAAGCAACAGCUAAACGAAAACAAUUACAAUCUGAUAAUGAUUUAGCUAAACAAAAAGCAUUACUUCUUCGAACAGAACAAAAAUUAGAUGAAAAAGAACAAAGUUUAUUCUUUAUUCGUCAAGAAUAUACACAACGUAUUCGAUAUUUAAGAACAGCUCUACAAGAUUAUCGUCAUAAAUAUGCAGGUGCAUUACCAUUACGCGUACAAGAAUCAUACGCUAAAACAAUGAUUGAUUUACGUAAUGGUAAAAAACAAUUAGAUUUGGAUAUGAAGAAAUUAGCUGAUCAAAAAUUUGAUCUUGAAACUCAAAUAGCAUCAUAUGAAUUUAAACAUAAAUCACUUGAAGAACUUUUAGCUACACUUAAAGAUGGUCAAAGUAAUGCUCGUGUACAAAAAAUGAUUGAAUGGCAACAAAAGCUAGAGAAAGUUAAAUUAAAUGAAUUAAGACAUAUUCGACUUAAUAAACGUAUGGAAACCGAUAAUUCACAUUUGACCAAAUUGGUACAACAACUUGAAAUAAAUGUUACUGAACUUGAAGAACAAAAUGUUAAAUUUGAAAAGGAAAUUGAAGAGCGACAAUUAAUUUGGGAACAUCGUGAAUUAGAUAUGGAAAGAAAAAUAGAUCAACUUGAAAAACAACAAAAUGAUAUUGCUAAUGCAGCAAAACGAUUUGAAGAAGCUAUUGGUAAUUAUCCAGAUCCAUCAUUACCUGUUGCUCAUCAAUUAGAACAAGCAUUAACUAUUAUUCGUGAUAAUAUUCAUUUAUUAAUGGAAGCUAAAAUACAACAUCAACUUGUUGACAAAAAAACAACUGAACAUAAUGAUAAAAUUCGUGAAAUGGAAAAUGCUGUAUUAGCACGUGAUAAAGUUAUUCAUGAACUUCGACUUCGUUUACCAACAACAACUAUUCUUGAUUCCGAUAAACUUAUAUCUGAUGUUAUGACACGUCCCGAUGAUUCUUCUCGUUUAUCAACUGUUCGAGCUGCUCAAUCAACAAUUGAUAGUCUUCAAGCUCGUAUUAUACAAAAAGAAGAAAGUAUACGUAAAUAUCAAGAUAUGCUUAAAGAAGCUCGUGAUGAUUCAAAUAAACAAAUCCGACAACAUGAAGAAGAAAUUCAAUUAUUAAAUGAACAAUUACAAAAUAAACGUGAUCUCGAUUUUAUUCGUUUUAAAGAUUUUGUUGAACGUGGUGGUAAUCCAGGAUUUUUUAAUGGAUCAUCAUCAACAGCUGAGGUGUCACGUAUACGUGAACUUGAAGAGAAUGUUGCUGUACAAGAUAAUACAAUUGCACAUUUAAAUGAAAAAUUACGUGAAGCACGUCGUGAAGCUGAAACAUGGAAGGGACGAUUAACACAAAAAAUGGAACAAUUUAAACAUGAUCGAGAAAAUGUUAAAUCUACCUAUGAAAAACUUGUUAAUGAACUAAGUCAUAAAAUUGAAAUUCAAAGUUCACAAUUACAAGAUCAACAUAAUAAAAUUGGACAAUCAAUGAUGGAUCUUGAGAAUGCACAAAGAUCUACAUCUAGUAGAACAACAACAACAACAAAGAAUAAUCCUCCAGCAAAUACUGGAACAAAUAAUUCAAUAAAUUUACGUGAACAAUUAGCAUUGAAAGAAGAACAACGUCAAGAAUUAAUACGUGCUUUAGCUGAUAUUCGUAGUGAUAUGGUUAAAAUAGCUGAAGGAAAUUUAAAAGCUAUGAGUGAUGAAGAUAAACAGAGUCUUUCUGUACAAGCAUUAAUUACAAGUAAAACAUCACAAUUACAAGAAAAAAUUGAUGAUUAUGAAGGACAAAUACAAAAUUUAAAACGAGAAUUAAAAGCACAAAAAGCUUUAGCACAACAAUAUAAAGAUGAAGCAGUUGAUGCUCGAGAAAAAUUAGGUCAAAAUGAAAAGAAAUUAAAUAAAGUUCAACAACAAAAUGCAACACUUACGGACAAUGUACAACGACGAAUGACUGGUCAACAACUUCAACAAGGCCAAGGUGAAGAUACAAUUGAAUCAUUACGACGUCAAGUUCGUUUACUUGAAGAUAAACUUCGUAAAACAAGGACAGCAGAACGACCUCUUGAUGAAAAUCGAGACGAACGAACAAAACGAACAAUCGAAUCAUUUCAACAACAAAUAACUGAUUUAGAUACACAUAAAAGAGAAUUACUUAAAUUUAAUCAACAAUUAAAAGAUGAAUUAAGCAAAGUUCGAUUACGUAAUGAAGAAUUACAAAAGAUUAAUGGAUUUUUAAAAUCUGAAAAUGAAGGUUUACGAAAUGGUGAUAGCCCUCGAUCCUCAUCGAGUGGAAACAUGCGACGAAUUGGAGAUUCUGGCCGAUCGACUGUUGAAUUAGAAAAAAUUAUUGCAUUAAUGAAAAAAAAAAUUGAUCAUCUUCAAUCAGAAAAUCAAAUACUUAAAUCAGAUGUUGAUCGACAACGAAUAGCAAAUGAUUCAAAUCGAGCAUUCUUUACUCAAGCAACUGAAUCAACUAAAGAAAUUGAACAUAUGGGUCAUAUUAAUUCCCGACUUCAAAAAGAAAUUGCACUUCUACGUGAACAAGUUGCUCAAUUACAAAUGAAAACUUUUCCAUCAUCAUCUGACAAUGGUUUUCAUUGA
Messenger RNA from Adineta steineri, 6120 nucleotides. NCBI's taxonomy places the organism in Eukaryota, Metazoa, Rotifera, Eurotatoria, Adinetida, Adinetidae. The record is from the annotation of a GenBank genome assembly.